Molecule: messenger RNA, 2160 nt
Organism: Annulohypoxylon truncatum
Lineage: Eukaryota; Fungi; Ascomycota; Sordariomycetes; Xylariales; Hypoxylaceae
Exons: 2
Coding region: 67-1947 (626 amino acids)
Molecular function (GO): protein binding
Source: RefSeq, a predicted model, not a curated record
UGCAAAUGCGCCUAAGCCGAAUUUUAAUAUAGACCAGCUCAACGUCAAUUGGCUUUGAAGCGCGCAAUGCCCAGGGAGCGCAUCGCUAUUGACGGGCUCUGGCGAUGUUUAUGUCCCUCGGUAGACAUUAUUACCCUCUCGAGGUUGAUCAGUCCGCCUCGCCAUCCUCGUCAACGAUCGAUUCUUUCCGCCAGCAGCAACACCCGGAUCACUUGCAGACACGGCUGGCGAGAAUACCAUUCCGAGGCUCCUGAGAUUCCCACUAGCAACCGCCAUGAAGCGAUCGAAAAAGCACGUAUCAGGUACUUUCAACGACUAGCGAGACGAAACCCAUGGGCUCCCAAAGUCCUCUUUCAGGGUGUCAACGCAUUCGCUACUAAACUCUAUAAAUUCUCCACGAAGACUAUAUACGGCGCUAUCAAGGAACUCACCAGAGCUGAAGGUACUUAUUUGACGGUUGUAAGGCUAGUCGAGUAUUUAGUGAAGGAGAGGAAAGAGAGACCAAAUCUCAUGCUUUACGAGAGUCUGAUUCGGGCAAAUGUUGAUAAAGAUCAUGGAUCCGCGGAGGUUGCUGGUCAGCUUCUCGAAGAGAUUGAGAGUCUGAACUUAGCGGCUACGCCACAGGUCUAUCAGGCUAUUUUAGAGGUCACAGCUGUCCAUCCUGACUAUGCUCUCCGAAGUAAGGCACUCUUCGAAAUGAAGAACCGGUGGUAUUCGCCGACAACGGAUGACUUGACGAGUAUCAUCAUCGGAUUACUGAGAGAUAAUCAGUAUGAACUUGCGCUAGAGAAGCUGGAAGAGAUGCGAAAGAUUCCUGUCAUGGUCCCAAAUUGGCUCUAUGAUAUAUUCCUCUAUAUAUUUGGGGAGAAAGGUUUCCACGAGGAGACACUGUCGAUCCUCAAACACCGAUUAAACAUCGCCAAUGCCGCCGAUGAGUCGCUAUCCCCGAACCUGUGGCUUUUCCUUCUCGAUGUCUUCAGUCGAGAUGCAUUUUACGAUGGAAUCAAAUAUAUAUGGGAUCAUUCAGUCUCGUCCGGAUAUAUUAAUCCUCCUGACGGCGUCGUAAUGAACGUGCUCAAUGCAGCAUCUAACCACGCGGAUGCGCCAUUAGCUAUGAGCACAAUUCAAAUGCUUUCGAGCCGCAGCAGGAAACUUGAGUUGCACCACUACGAAGCUCUUAUAGAUAUACAUGCUCAGCAGAAAGACCUUCGAAAAGCACUUGUUGUCCUAUGUAUUAUGGCCAAAGCAGGCGCACGCCCUGACCUCUCCAGCACAAGAUCCAUCUUUCAGGUUCUCCGCAAAUCAUCCUCGGAGACCGAUAAUGCCCUGGCUAUAUUGCGUGACCUUGCAUCGCACUAUAAAGUGCCUAGUGCUGCGUUCAACGUGGUUUUAGAGGCUACCGAAGUCCAUCACGUAUUUAAGGUAGCCUUGGACUUGUAUAGAAAUAUUCGGCAAUUCUGUGUCGACGGGCCAGAUCUUGAGACUUACCAUGUCCUCUUUAGUCGAUGUACGAGGGGGAGGUCCAUGAAUUUCCUAUUGACGGAGAUGCGGAUAUUAGAGAUCGAGCCCGUCGAAGAGACAUACAAUCAUCUAAUCCGAAUAGCUUGCUUGCAGGAUAACUACGAACAGGCCUUCCAAUUCCUCGAGAAGAUGAAGGCUAGCAAGACGGCGGGCUUGCCUAAUGAUUGGUGGAUGAGUAAAGGUUCAGCUCUAGCACUUAUCAGAAGGUGCAUCCAAGCAAGGGAUAUAAGAGCACAGGAACUCGUGGAAGGAUGCCGCAAGCGAGGCAUGUCUAUUAACAAGGAAUUGCGACAGCUACUUGACGGCCUGCAAAAGCAGAAGCAAGAGCAGAAGGAGCUAGCCGAAACAGACGGUGCUUUACCUACACCUCCCUAUGUCUAUGGGGAGAUUGCCGACAGUUCCGUCAACUCUGUGCCUGCCAGCUAGCUAAAAGCUUAACUCGCUGUCAGACAUGGUGGAGGGCAAGAUCAGUCGAAAUAAUCCAAACCAGAAAGUUAAUCGUCUUUGAGUUCGUGACUUGAAUGAUUCGAUUGCAACUUCUCAGCGAAUUGUGUUUUCUUUCCCCGGUAAGUUUUUCGGGUUUCAAAUCGCAGCUGCGGAAGCUCAACGAUCUUGACCUCUAUAACUUAACUUUCCAAG